Aegilops tauschii subsp. strangulata is the source of this 1385-nucleotide messenger RNA. Its product is annotated as probable signal recognition particle 43 kDa protein, chloroplastic. Gene Ontology annotation, molecular function: protein binding. The record is from RefSeq and is a predicted model, not a curated record. NCBI's taxonomy places the organism in Eukaryota, Viridiplantae, Streptophyta, Magnoliopsida, Poales, Poaceae.
CAACCAGACCCAUCAUCUUCCUCCUCCACACGCGCGCAUCAGUCACCGGCCACAAGCCUCCUCCCGCCCCAAUGGAGGCCGUCCUGCGACAUCCAUCCCUUUCCCGCCUCAAAGCCCCGAACCCAGCUGCUCACAGAACCCAGCACCUCUCCAUCACCGUCCCUCGCCGUUCUCGCGUCCCCAAGCGCCGCCUCGCCGCCGCCGCUGCGCUGUUCCAGGACCAGACCAACCCAAGAACCGCGGCAGCAAGCAAGGGGGGCGAUGAAGAAGACGAGGAGGGGUACGGAGAGGUGGACCGCAUCGUCUCCAGCCGAACCGUCAAGAACGCGGUGUUCGCGGAGGACGGCUCGGCCACCACCGUCACCGCCACCGAGUACCUCGUCGAGUGGAAGGACGGGCACGAGCCGACCUGGAUCCCGGCGGAGGCGAUAGCCGCGGACGUAGUGGCGGAGUACGAGACGCCGUGGUGGGAUGCCGCCAAGAAGGCCGACGCGGAUGCGCUGGGCGCGCUGCUGGCGGACGAGGCGCUGCGGCGGGACCCGGACGCCGAGGACGCGCAGGGGCGCACCGCGAUGCACUUCGCGGCGGGGCUCGGGUCCGAGGAGUGCCUGCGCUUGCUCGCGGAGGCGGGGGCGGACGUGGGCCACGCGGAGCGCGCGGGCGGCGGGCUGACGCCGCUGCACAUCGCGGCGGGGUACGGCCGGGCGACGGGCGUGCGCGCGCUGCUGGAGCUGGGCGCCGACGCGGAGGGCCCCGACGGGAAGGGCCGGACGCCGCUGGAGCUGGUGCAGGAGGUGCUGGCUGCGACGCCCAAGGGCGUCCCGGCGGCGUUCGAGCGGCGCCAGGCGCUCGAGGCGGCGGCGAAGGAGCUGGAGAAGGCCGUGUACGAGUGGGGCGAGGUGGAGAAGGUGGUGGACGGGCGCGGCGAGGGCAAGUGGCGGGAGUACCUGGUGGAGUGGCGCGACGGCGGCGACCGGGAGUGGGUGAAAGCGCCGUGGGUGGCGGAGGACCUGGUGAAGGACUUCGAGGCCGGGCUGGAGUACGGCGUCGCGGAGGCCGUCGUGGACAGGAGGCAGGCGGCGGACGGCGACGGGGACGGCAGGUGGGAGUACCUCGUCAAGUGGGUGGACACCGAGGAGGCGACGUGGGAGCCCGCGGAGAACGUGGAUGCCGAGCUCGUGCAGGAGUUCGAGCGGCAACAGCCGGGGAACGGUGGCGCUGCACCGCCGGCGGAGACAUUUGCCGGGUGACGGCGGCCGUCGAUCGUACUCGGUUCGCUCUUCGGUUUUGUCGUGUCGAUGGGACGUCGCAGUAUGUAUCCUUAGCGAUCGAAGAGAUUUUUGUGUGAUUAUAUUAAUUAAGAAAACAUCCCCAUGAGAUUUAGA